AUGACAAUUGUGCUCAACGUGACACUGCUAAGUGGACGCAGCUUCUCCAUUGCAGCCUCGCCAGAGAGCAAAAUACAAGAGUUGAGAUGGCAGGUGCAGAAGGAGAGAGGCAUCUCCAUCCGACAGUUUGUGGCCCAUGGUCACGCCUUGGCAGCAGGGACUCUGGAUGAGAACGGCCUCAAAGACGGCGAGGAUUUACUGGCUGUCCUUGGCAGCGCACAGCUUGUGGCAAGUCGGCAUUGUGAUGACUUUGCCUUGAUAAAGGCUGAUGGCACAGUGCAUGCAUGGGGUCGCUGGAGAAUCGAUGGACCCUUCCAGAGGAAGCUGGUCGAUGUUCAGCACAUCACUGCCAACAAAGCAGCUGUGGCUGCCAUCGUCUCGAACGGUGAGGUCGUGACGUGGGGCAGCGAUGGCUCCGGAGGGAAUUCCUACACGGUCGCUGCGCAACUGUUUCAGAUCCAGGAAGUGGUGGCCACGAUUCAUGCCUUUGCAGCAAGACGGGCAGAUGGCAAAGUCAUUUCUUGGGGAUGGCCGAACUAUGGAGGCGAUUCCGAAGAGGUCCAAGAGCAGCUGGUGAACGUCCAAUCCGUGACCGCUUCCAAGUACUCCUUUGCCGCCUUGAAAUCCGAUGGCACGGUGGUGACCUGGGGUGAAGGUGCUUGUGGCGGGGACAGCAGCGCCGUGCAGGAGGAGCUGCAGGACAUCAAAGUCAUUGUCGCAACAGCCCGUGCUUUUUCUGCCCUGCGCGGAGAUGGUCGAGUGAUUACUUGGGGCAGAGUGGUGUCUGGUGGAGAAAGCAGAGCUGUCCAGCUGGAGGACAUUCAUCAGAUUUGCGCUUCGCGGAAUGCCUUUUCGGCCGUGAAACACGAUGGAACCCUGGUGACAUGGGGAAAACUGGCAGGUGUUGUACCACCAGCCUUGCCACACCACUGCUGUGAGCUCGUAGCGUCCGACGGUGCCUUUGCCGCUUGCUUGGCGGAGGGUUCCGUCGUGGCCUGGGGCGACCCCCGCUACGGCGGCGCUCCGACGGCGACGACGGCGGCGGAGCUCCGAGAUGUGACCCAACUUUGUGCCUCCAACUACGCCUUCACUGCUUUGCGAGCGGAUGGCACGGCACAGCAUGUGCAGCAUGCGCCUGAUGAUGGAGUGUCACCCCAGUUGAAAGAGCUUCGAUUGCUGGCAGAGUACCUUCGUGGUGGACGUACUGCACCCGCCAAGCGCGAAGAGAAGAUGCCCCAUCCCGCUGCUCGGAUCCAUCGACACCACUCCAAGGAGUCGCCUGCGCCCUGCUGUGCCUUCACGCCGGAGCCCCGCACAGCGGCGCCGCUGCCGCGCCCGCGGGGCGAGCGCGGCGCUGCGGGAGAGUUCCGCGGAGCGCGGCCGAUGGAGGUGCCGCAGCUGGGGACGCCCAGGAGCUUCGAUUGCCAGACAUUGACCCCAACAUCCUGGCACAGUUUUGAGACGCCGCCAGCCACACCCACAGCGGUGCCAAGUCCGACGGUGCCGCCACUCUCGUCUCGGCCCGCCAGAUUGCAGGAGCCACGUUCUGGACGACCCGAACGUCCACCCCCAGUGGCAGUUGACAGGACGCGUGUCGCCACACCAGUGCUGGUCGCGUGCCCACAGUGUGCGAAGCGCCUGUGCAGUCUCAGAGGAUUCUGCCACCCGCCUUCGGCGGCGCGAAGCGAAGCGAACGCACGACGCUCACGAAAGGAUGCGUCGUCCUCACGCCCAACUCCUUGCAGCCGGCAGCGUAGUGUCCACACUCCAGUUCGACGGCCCUGCGAGUGA
Durusdinium trenchii is the source of this 1791-nucleotide messenger RNA. Lineage: Eukaryota; Dinophyceae; Suessiales; Symbiodiniaceae. The record is from the annotation of a GenBank genome assembly.